Molecule: messenger RNA, 758 nt
Organism: Brassica rapa (field mustard)
Lineage: Eukaryota; Viridiplantae; Streptophyta; Magnoliopsida; Brassicales; Brassicaceae
Product: pollen-specific protein C13
Source: RefSeq, a predicted model, not a curated record
AAUCAUUCUGUUUUAUCGAGACACAACACAAGUGCCCACUUCACCAUUCACGCUCAUUACUCUCUGCUUUCAAAUCUCAGAUCUUCCGUAAGAAAAGAAACUCAUCCUUGUGAAAGUUUUCCAGACACUGCGAUGUCGAAAGCAAUUCUUCUGGUUGCUCUCUGCUUUUUACCGGCUCUAGCCAUGUCUGCUCGUCCGAACAAGAACCCUUUCGUCGUCAGAGGCCGUGUCUAUUGCGAUACUUGCCUCGCUGGUUUUGAAACUUCGGCAUCUACUUUCAUCCCUGGUGCGGUGGUUAGAUUGGAGUGCAAAGACAGGAGAACAAUGGAGUUAACCUACAGGCACGAGGCGAGAACCGACUCAACAGGAUCGUACAGGAUCUUGGUUAGCGAAGACCAUGAGGAUCAGUUCUGUGAUACCAUGUUGGUUAGUAGCUCUCAGUUACGAUGCUCCAAUGUCUCACCUGGUCAUGACCGUGCCCGUGUGACCCUCACUCGUUUCAACGGCAUUGCUUCAGACGAACGUUUCGCUAACAACUUGGGGUUCCUAAGGGAUGCAGCAUCACCAGGCUGUGCAGAGAUCAUGAAGCAAUAUCAAGAAACUGAAGACUAAAAUGCUCAAUCAGUAUGUUUUUAUCAGUGUUCCCCCGACAUGUGGGAUUAAAAUUAUAAUUGCAGCUUGUGUUUCGUGCAUUGUAUGGUUUUAUUACUUCCGAAAAAAUUAAAAAUAUAUAUAAUGAAUCUCAUUGCGGAGGAGAA